Leptomonas pyrrhocoris is the source of this 2649-nucleotide messenger RNA. RefSeq lists its product as hypothetical. NCBI's taxonomy places the organism in Eukaryota, Euglenozoa, Kinetoplastea, Trypanosomatida, Trypanosomatidae. The transcript has a single exon. Bases 472 to 2649 code for a protein of 725 amino acids. The record is from RefSeq and is a predicted model, not a curated record.
AGCUCUUCUUAAGGCCGUACGUAUUCUUUUGUUGUCUUUUCUGUUUUUUUCUUCGUUGGCUGAAACCAACUUGUCCGUUACUUCGACAGCCGAGCCAAAGCACUUCAAAAUCGUUUGCGCCGCGCACAGAACCCUGCGCGCUUGAGUCCCUAUCUUCGUCAAUAUUUGUGCCUUUUCGCGUCUUGUUCGCGUAACCGCGUUGCCAUUGAUUACACGGAUUCGCUUCUCUUUCUGUGCAUUCGCCCUGUUCACGCUAUACGCUUGCACUGCGCCUUCUCUUUCUUUCUCUCUCUCCUUCUACAGUAGUCGUUUCAAACAAGCUCGCGCUUGCUGCCGCUGAAGAAGAAAUCUGCGGGGGUUGCAACCUGCUGCUCACCGCUACUGCUGCAGGGUCGCGUGUGUGUGUGUGUGUGUGCGUGUGAUUAACUGAGGCUUCCUCCCCUCUCUCCUCCUCCCCCUUUCGUUUACAAAAUGGACGUCAGUCGUCAAAACUCGACGAUGGCGCUGCUGCGCCGGCUCAUGCCGAUCGCCGACCCGAGUGUGCCAGGUUACGUACCGGACCAUUUUGUCCAGCUGUGCGACGGCAUCAGCCUUUACGCCGCUCUGCGCAUUGUCGCGCCGAGUAUGUUUCCCCCCACCACCAUCACCGCCGUCACAGACGACGACGGCGAGGAGUCGACGGCGAUGCUCUCCUUAACGAGCAGGGCCUUCGAAGCGGACCCGCAGAUGCGCAAGGCAAACCUGUCGGUGUUGCUGCGACGCAUCGCCCAGUACGCGCGGGACGACAUGGAGCCGUCAUCCACUGCUCUCUCGAUUACGGACGGACUCGACGCCGCCUCCUUGGCUGAACUCGUCGGCGACGGCUCCGAGGGCGUCGUGGCGGCCGCCCCGGUUUCCGCGCCGUUGAUGCAGCUGGCUGGUGCCGCCGUCACCCUCGUCGUGCUGAGCGGCGUCCAAACGGUCCUGGCAGAGGUGAAGUCGCUUCCGCGGCAGGAUCAGGUAGUGCUGUCAAAUUGGGUGCGCGAGCGCAUGGGCGUCUAUGGCCUCAAGCCGCGUCGCCACGGCGCGCCACCCACAGGUGGGGCCAUCGUCGGCAACAGCGGUUCUGCGAACGCGGCGGGUAGUCCCGUAGCGUCGUCGCCUACCGCAGGCCAUGGAUCGCCUCUGCGAGCUGCCCCCGCGCCAGCACCGUCCGAUGCUUUUCCGAAUGGCGGCGUGCCUGCGAGCAACAGCGCGCAGCCCAUUCCCACCACCCGCCUGUCGUCUGGCGAGGCGGAGGAUGAAGGCUACUACCGCAACGCCACUUACCAGCUGCGCAACGAGCUCACCGAGAUGAAGGCGCGGCUGGCCGCACUGCAGGACCAGUGCCGCGUUGCGACGGAGGACAAGGAUACGGCUGAAAAGAAGUAUCGCCUCCUGCUGGGUGAACAGGCAAAGGCGUCGACGAUGGUAGCCGCCACAAGAGCAGCUGUUACCUCGGCAGCAACGGAAGGUGGUGACGGUGGCGGCAGCAGCGGCGGCGGCGAAAAGCAGCAGCAGCUUUUGGCACUGUGGCAGGAGCGCUGCAACAAGAAGGACGAAACGAUCGCGAUGCUGGCGGCGCGAGUGGAGGAGCAAACGGCGCAGGUGACGGCUUUGAAGGACGCCGCAUCGGCGCACGAGGUGGCUCUGCAGGCGUUGCGGCGCCGGCUCAAGACAGCGGAGGAAGGCGUGAUGGUGCGGUCUAACGAGAAGCGAGACGCUGAAGAAAAGCUGACGGUCGCCGAGGACAAGCUCGCUGCGCAGCUUAAGGCACGUCUGGAGCUGGAAAAUCAGUUGGAGGAGCUGAACUCGCGUGUGCUGGUGCUGACCGUGGAGCAGGACCGCCUGCGUGGGGUGGGCAACAACGACGACAACCCAGCGAUGAACACCUCCUUCGCCUCCAACGGAUCCGUCGACCGCGUCAUGUCACUGGAGAACGAGUUGGAUGAGGUGCGUCAGCAGCGGGACGGCCUUCAGCGACAAGUCGGGGUCCUCCAGCGGCAGGUGGCGGCGAUGCCGGCACCCGUGGCGGACGUGUCCACCGCCAACGACACCUGGAGAGCCCAGUUGCGGCAGGUCGAGCGAGAGCGGGAGGAUCUGCGCCUGCAGCUCACCACCGCGCUGGAGCGCAACGGUGACUUGCAACAGCAACUCGCCGCGAGUGCGGCCGCCGCUGCCACCGCUGCCGUGGUGAACCUCGGCCUGAACGCCAGUCGUGCCAGCAACGGAGAAGGCGUCAAGGACACGAAUGAUGGCGGUGGUGAUGUGGCGAAUGGCGGCGAGCUGAACACGAGUUCCCUCAACGUUGACUCGCCGCGGCGACGGACGAACAACGGCAGCAUCAGCGGCAAAACCCGCGACGCCGCGCGACGCGAGCAGGUGAUUCUCUCCUCCCUGCUACUUCAGUACGGCUAUCGCAAUUUGCUGCUGCAGCAACACGAGACGCUGCUUCACAAGGACAAUGCGGAAGCUGAGGUGGCGCGUCAGCAUCAGAUUGAGGAGCACCUUGACAUUGCGCGCCAAGCCCCCUUUUCGCUGUUGACGAAGCAGAGGCGCGAUGUGGAACAGGGGCUGUUAGAGUCCGUUUUGCAUGGGGCAAAGCUGCGCAUGAUGCGUGUGGAGCAGUGA